Messenger RNA from Mytilus trossulus (common blue mussel), 3118 nucleotides. Its product is annotated as D-beta-hydroxybutyrate dehydrogenase-like. NCBI's taxonomy places the organism in Eukaryota, Metazoa, Mollusca, Bivalvia, Mytilida, Mytilidae. Gene Ontology annotation, molecular function: oxidoreductase activity. The record is from RefSeq and is a predicted model, not a curated record. The transcript has 9 exons. The coding region runs from base 2218 to 3018 and encodes 266 amino acids.
ACUGGUAAUGAAUCUGCUAUACAACAUUAUCCAAGAAUCCCACUAAACAUGAAGCAUAUAGUUGAAAAAAAACUUAAUCAUGAUAUGUUGGAAGAAGAGGUAAUCAGAACAUUAAGUAGUGAAUAAUGAUCUUCGCCCAUGUGUAAGUAAAGAAGGAAAAUAGCACUCGUUUUUGUGUGGAUUUUCGGAAGGUAAAUGAAAUAACAAAAAUAAGAUGCAUACCCGAUACCACGUAUCGGGGAUAAAUAUAAUACGAUGUCUGCGUCAAAAUUCCUUUCAUGAUAUGGUCAAUGGAUAUUGGCAAGUUUAGGUAAUAGAGGACGACAAAGAAAAAAACGACAUUCAUUGUUUACAAAACCUUAUAUAUAUACCGUAAAACUAAGGAUUUUCUUAUCCCAGGCAUAAAUUACCGUAGCCGUUUUUGACACAACUUUUGGGAAUUUGGAUCCUCAAUGCUCUUCAACUUUGUACUUGUUUGGCUUUAUACAUAUUUUGAUAUAAGUAUCACUGGUGAGUCUAACGUAGACGAAACGCAGGUCUGGCGUACUGAAUUCUAAUCCUGGUACUUUGAACACUGUAUGGACUGUACACAUUUUACGUUAAUCCGUUUGGGCUGACGGAGGCACCAGGUCUGUUUUAGCGAUUAAUGGAUAAUGUUCUUAAAUGCUUUCAGUUGAAAAUGCUUAAAUCCUGUAUAGGUCUAGCCAAUUAUUACAGACCGUUUAUUAAAAGAUUUUCUCUCAUCUGUUCGUCUCUCAAUAAAUAACUUUACAAAGAGGAAACCUUUAUUUGAUUUAAGGAUAACAGUAAAGCAUUCAAAUCUUUAAAGUCGUCGUGAACAAGAGCACCGAUACUUUCUUAUUCACUGGAGGAAACAUUAAUUUUAGUUACUGAUGCAAAUGAAACAGCAUUGGAACAGUUUGUAGCUCCUGAUUAACCUAGGAGCGAAAACAAGGGCACUGAUAAUGUCGAAAGCGAAGAGGAAAAGCUAAAUCCAGUCCAUACGCUAAGAACUCCAGAAAAUGAUGAUAGUAUUGAAGAAAGAGUCGAUAGUGAUAGUGAAAACACAAAUUCCGAAGCAGAAGACGACGAUAACCAUGAAGGUCGUGUCCGUUAACAGAGAGAAUUCGAUAUCUUAAUUAGGCCAUCCAAUGUAACACUAUAAUAUUUCAGAAAUGUUUUAAUAUGGGGACGAAGUCCCCAAUAACAGUAGAAAAUUCAAUAAAAAAAAAAAUCGGGAAAAUUUCCUGAAUUUUUCAUUGUACUAAUGAACUCAAAAUCAUUCAAUUUUUUUAUGUCAUGUUUUGGAAUCCCGGACCUGCGCAGAAAUCUAUAAUGUACUUCCUUUUUCCGGUUUUGUUUGUAUGAAUCAUUGAGUAAAAUAUAUAUUUACCAGUCUAUUAUAAAUAGGAAGCAACACAAUACCAAUUUCAUUUUUAAUGAUUCCUUGAUAUGAAAAAAACGAUGAUAGCGUUUCUUUGUUUAAAUUGCAUAUGACGUCAUAACUUAAAUAACGUCACAACUAAAAUCCCUAACAACAGAACCAAAAUCGGAAACGUUACGGUAUUUCCGUUUCUUUUUUUAACAAAAAUUUAAGUUACAAAAAAAUAAUUCAUACAGACUUCGUCCCCAUUUUCAGGUAAUGCCUGCUUCAUAUUAGGAUUAUGUCCUACAAAUACAACAUGUCAUACAUAAUUCAUCUUAGUUACACGAUCAUUUUGACGCACUGCCAUAUUUGUUCUUAUGCAACUUUAAAUUAAUUAGCAAUGCUAAUCAUGUUAAUGGUCUUUAUCUGACAAGCAAGAUACAUAAUCGAUUUAUUUUUUUACGUCUUAUGCAUGAUCGUUCUUCUCUUGGUAAACCUCAAGCAUAUCAAACGAACUUUACAAGUUUGAUUAAAACUUAAUGAAUACAAUAGCAUCCUGCAUUAGUCAUAUAUUCGCACUCACAACCUUACUUUAUAAUUAUGUUAUAAAACCAUGUUGUCCUUUCGUUUUAUAGCAAUUCAAAAUUCAAAUUGUUAUGAUUGAAUUUGAAAUGUGGCAUGCAGAUGCAGACAAAACGUAGUUUACAACAAUUUUAUUAAUACACGUUAUAGAUUGUCGAAGAAAAAAAUCAUGAAUUUUGUAUGGUUUAAUUUCCUCUGGUGAUACCUGUAUGUAAAUUAUAUCUCAUCUGUGUGUGUCCUACAUUGAGAGAAAUUAUCAAUAAGCAAAUAUGGCUUGUCAUUUGAAAGGUCUUGCUGGAAAAGUUGCUUUAGUAACCGGUUCUACGAGUGGUAUUGGUUUAAGCAUUGUGAACCAUCUAGCAGAUCUUAGGUGUAAUGUAAUUUUGAAUGGAUUUGGCGAAACAAAACAUAUUGAGGAUGUCCAAACUAAUUUGAAAAGACAAAAUAUCCAAGUAAACUUUUUCCAGGAUGAUUUAUCAACUGUUCAAGGCAAUUUGACAUUAUGUGACAAUAUAUACCGAAUGUAUCCGACAGGGAUCGACAUUCUUGUCAACAACGCAGGUAUCCAGCAUGUGAGUCCAGUGGAAACAUUCCCGACGGUCAAGUGGGAACAAAUGAUUGGUAUAAUGCUGACGUCUCCUUUUCUACUUGUUCAGACAUUUUUACCAGAAAUGAAACACAAAGAGUGGGGUAGAAUAAUUAACAUUUCUUCUGUGCAUGGAUUAGUUGCCAGUCCAUAUAAGGCUGCCUAUGUAUCAGCAAAACAUGGUUUGCACGGACUAACAAAGGUCGUUGCUUUGGAAACUGCAGGAACUGGUGUAACGUGUAAUGCCAUUUGUCCCGGGUUUGUAGAUACACCAAUUUAUCAGAAACAAGUAGAAUCUCGCUCACAAACUGAUGGAUGCAGCUACGAUGAGGCCUCGAGACGGAUCUUAGAGCUAAAUCAUCCUACCUUACAACCUAUUGGCACACAUCAGGUAGCAAAGUUUGUAGAAUUUUUAUGUUCUGAAGCAGCCUCACAAAUGACUGGUUCUUGUUUAACAAUGGAUGGAGGUUGGACAGCUAGAUGACUUUAGUUAAUGGAAAUACCGAGGCAGCCAAGAAAUGUAUAUACACUUAUAGCAUGGGAAUAAAUAAACAUGUAUAUGAUAAAGUAUAAAGUAUACAUUU